Messenger RNA from Acanthoscelides obtectus, 313 nucleotides. The record is from the annotation of a GenBank genome assembly. Lineage: Eukaryota; Metazoa; Arthropoda; Insecta; Coleoptera; Chrysomelidae.
GGUCGCGACAUUUGCGUCAACAGCCCAAAAACCAAUGCAGUAUUCAACGGAAGAAAACGUGGAAUUAUUGGACAAUCCUCCAUCCAGUCCCGAUCUAAGUCCUAACGAUUUCUUUACUUUCCCAAAAAUUAAAAACAGACUGCGUGGUCAAAGGUUCCAGUCACCAGAGGAAGCAGUUGACGCAUUCAAAAUGGAUCUGUUAGCAAACGAGUGGAAUAAAUAAGUGCUUCGAAAAUUGGUUCGAGCGCAUGUAGAUGUGUAUCUUCGUAGAGAAUACUUCGAAAAACAAUAAAGUCAUUGAAAACUACCUACC